AUGGCCGCUGUCUGCAAGACUUCCCGACCUUCCAUCCAAGAGCCAUUGUCAAACGAGGCCAGCUCUGAUUCUGUACCUCCCACACGCACAGCCAACCCCAACCCUACCAGUACCAGUGCCAAUCCGCAACCCACCGGCACUACCACGGCCAACACCACCGCCGGCAGCACUCCUCUUGCUGCGACACCCACCACCACCACCACCACCAUUCCCUCGUCCAAUACCAACACAACUACAUCAUCGACCGAUCCCUACGUCGUGUCUUCGGUAAACCGCCCGUAUUUUCGCUCCCAUCACCACUCGCCCUCAACCAGCUCUUUGCACAAGCUACAACGCUCUGGUGGUCUUUUCGGCUUCGCUACAGCCGCCAUUGACAAGACCCAAUCCGCACUCGCCGCCUUUUCCUCGGACCCGUCGAUCCGCCAGCGCGCCUCCAAUUCCGCAUUGGGCAGGGCCUCUUUCACCCCCGACUCUGCUUCGGACUACUCUGCCGCCAGCCAAGGCUCGACAGACAAAUACCCCCGAUAUUCGAGCCCUUCCAACUACUCGUCUUCUAGCAGCACUCUUAAUCAACUAGAGGGCAAGUAUCCAAGCCAGGUAUCGCUGGUACAGGAUCUACCCUCUCAACCAUACACCGAGACAGACCCCAAUAGGCCUCUCCCCUACCGACUGCCGAGCAUAGAGAGCAAAAUGCAUCAAACAUCCUCGCGGCUUCUCCGCAUGACGGAUGAUGACCGGCCAUUCACCAAGGACUUCAAGGACCUCUUCUCAACACUCAUUGUCAGCCUGCUGCCUUUGUCCGCCCAUCGAGUACGGUUAACACGCGUGGAAAACACCUUCCUGUCCGAAGAUGCAAUCAACAACCUGGGCUCCCUCAAGUUCUCCCAAUCGAACCGCAUGCCUGAUCCCAAGGACCCCUCAAGGAUAGUAACCACCACCACCACCACGACAUUUUCCAUGGCCAAGGACAUGGCCCGCUCCAUCUGCCAAAAGUUCCUCGAGGCGAGGUUCAUCGAGUCUGCCGACGGGAAAUACCAGCAGGUGUACAACAUGAAGGGCUCCGUGUGGCAGUUGACCCCCAAGGGCGUCACCGUGCUGGAUCGCUUCUGUUCCCGCAACGGCAUCCAGCAAAAGUCGAUAGCCGAGCUCGUCGGCUCCACCCUGUCGCAACUUGUCAUCCUUGAGAGGGACGGCCAGACGGACAAGCUCAUCACGGAUCGCGGUACGAUUGAGGUCAUCUUCAGGAGGUUCAUUGGUACACACGGCCCCAACGUCAAAUCGAGCGUCAGCUCGGCCGACUCGGAUUCCCUGAGCGACUACAAGGACGGCCUUACCGGUGUCAAGAUGGCUAGCGAACGUAAAGUGAACGGCAAGACGUACAAGGAUACCUUCACCGGCAAGGCUGCCACUGAUUGGUUGAUGGACUGCUGUACAACCGUGGACAGGCGGGAGACGUACGACAUUGCCGCCCUGUUCGUGGAAUACGACUUGAUGGAGCCCGUCGUACAAGACCGUGCUCACAUGGCACAGUACCCCAGCAACAACCUAUUCCAGCCUACCAAGCAUGCCAUCUAUCAACUGACGGCGAAGGGCAAGGAUUUGAUCAAUGGCAUUGGGUCAAGAGGACGGACUUCGGAGAGUGAAGUGGUCACACCGUCUCGGAACGUCAUUGCGCGAGACUCCAACACACAGAGGCUCGAUAAGAUCCUGAACGACGCCGCGCUUCGUCUACUCUUCAGAGAGAACCUCAGGGAAACACACUGUGAGGAGAACCUAUCAUUCUACCUCGACGUGGACGACUUUGUUCGGAGCUGUCGGGGAGCGAUUAGGGUCGCCCAGAAGAACCCUAACGCGAGUUCGAUGGACGGCAUCAAGGAGAUCAUGGCGCAGGCCUAUGGGAUUUAUAAUGCAUUCCUCGCCCCCGGUUCUCCCUGCGAGUUGAACAUUGACCACCAACUUCGCAACAACCUGGCCACCCGAAUGACCAAGGCCGUCGGCCAAGACGUGGCCAUGAUCGACACUCUGCAAGAGGUCAUGUCAUUGUUCGAGGACGCUCAGAACGCAGUCUUUAAACUGAUGGCCAGUGACUCGGUUCCCAAAUUCCUGAGAAGCCCCAAGUACGAGCAUACUUUGAAGAACUACGACUUUGACGCAGUCACGGGCGGUCGUGGCCUGGAGCGCAGCACGAGCCGAUCGAACCGCAAAUGA
Messenger RNA from Colletotrichum higginsianum IMI 349063, 2208 nucleotides. Its product is annotated as domain found in Dishevelled. The transcript has 3 exons. NCBI's taxonomy places the organism in Eukaryota, Fungi, Ascomycota, Sordariomycetes, Glomerellales, Glomerellaceae. The coding region runs from base 1 to 2208 and encodes 735 amino acids. Gene Ontology annotation, biological process: intracellular signal transduction. The record is from RefSeq and is a predicted model, not a curated record.